CACUUUCCACGACUUCACUGCUCCCAUCUCACUGCUCGUCAUGGGUUCCCUUUACGGUCACAUUGUCAACUCAACCUACGGCUCCAAAAUUCUCUGAAAGGUGAAGAAGCCCUUCAUCGGCAAUCUGAAGCCAUGGCGAAUAUCUCGGCGUUGGUACCUUCAUGCCUUAACGGGUUCAGGUCACUGAAUGACAGUCUUCCUCCAGAGUCUGGCCGGGUUGAUGCCGAUGUCCCGGAAGGUCUUCGUCCUUUGAUCAAGAAUGAGUUGGGAAGAUUCCGAGUAUGGGUGACGAACCUGGGGGCACAUCGCGCGGGGAGGUCUUCGCUGGAUUACCGGCUACGGGAUGCAUCGCACAUCCGGGCCCAGGUGAUCAAUUUGUUGGACGACCUGCUGGAAUGUCUUCAGGAUGCCAACGGAACAGUCGAACCUUGGGACAACAUCGAAUCCACUUCAGACGGCGAGGACUCGGACAGUGAUGGCUCUGAACCUUAUGGUCCUACAGAUCUUACCGAACUAUCGCAGAUUGUUUCUGAAGCCUCUGAGAUCAUCAACUGCCUCUUCAGGCUAUCAGUCUCGAUCCACAAUCCCGCCCCUCACGGUCGCUUCAGGCGGGCAACAAUGACCGACACCUCCCAUUUUGAAAUGUUCGACACAGCCCAUAUCCGGAAUAAGUUUCCUUCCGCAGAUCAAGGAAUUGUCAAACAGCUUGGGAAAGCCAACUCCUUUAGGCGCCAAUUUUUUCGGUACCGGGAGGAGCAUCAUCAGAAACUUGCGCAAGGACUGCCAAACGAGGACAUGGAGCCGACAGGAUGCGAUGACACAAAGACAAUAGGAGACACCACUGUGGCCUCUUCUCUCCCGCAACAUCUGAAAGCAUCUAGCUCGGACGGUUCUGGUUUCGAGGACUGCGACAGCCGCUCUGAGGCUGGUCGAAUCGAGACCUCCUUUGCUCCUAGCUCUGCUCCUGAUGGAAGAGCAUCAAGAGUACCCUCGAUUCCAGACGAAGCAGAGAAUGGGCCAGUUGAGUGCCCUUUCUGUUACCGGAUGAUAUCAGUUGAGACAACGAAAGCAUGGAGAAAACAUGUUCUCGGAGACUUACGGCCCUAUAUCUGCCUACAUCCGGACUGCUACGUCACAGGGCAAGACUUCCAACGACGUCAUCAGUGGAUGCAGCACGUUCAACAAGCCCACUGGAAAACAUGGCUGUGUCCCCUAGGAUGCAAAAACACACACAUCGAAGACAUACCCGCGCUUGAAUCCCAUCUUGCAACGUUCCAUAAGGAACAUGCGGAGACUCUGAGCCCAGAGAGCCUCGUUCGACUGGCCGAACACGAUAGACCGCUUGAUGCGCCCAAAAAUUGUGAGUUGUGCAACGAAGAGCUGGACUCGUUCAAAUCAUACUCCCGUCACGUUGGACGCCACCAAGAAGACGUAGCUUUGUUUGUGUUGCCGGACCGUGGACUGGACGAGGAAUCCCUUUCAGUUGCCCAGAACGAGGAAUCUUCCAAAGGUCCUGGACUUGGCUACCUCCAAGAGAACGAGGAAGGGGGGCCUGAAUCUGAGGGUGAAUCCAACAAUUCCUUCACGGCGGAACGACAGUGGGAGUCUGAGAAAUCAGACGCCGGACACGAAGAAGCCUUGACUAAGGAAUCAGAUAUUUCGUGGCGAUUGUAUCAUUAUCAGGCGCCCGGUUCAUCCAUAAGCCAAAACACUUUGAAAGCUCAUGAAGACUACCACAGCGGGAGUAUGGGGAGAGUGUUAAGGCUUGAUGGGGGGGCACAAGGCUAGUCUCAAAAUUUAGAGCAGAUAACUGGCCCCGCCUUGUAAGAUUGCCUAGCCUUAAUAUUAA
This is a messenger RNA of Neurospora tetraspora, 1849 nucleotides long. RefSeq lists its product as uncharacterized. Bases 133 to 1788 code for a protein of 551 amino acids. The record is from RefSeq and is a predicted model, not a curated record. The transcript is spliced from 3 exons. Lineage: Eukaryota; Fungi; Ascomycota; Sordariomycetes; Sordariales; Sordariaceae.